Messenger RNA from Ramularia collo-cygni, 3531 nucleotides. Its product is annotated as related to phosphoinositide-specific phospholipase C. The transcript has a single exon. Bases 1 to 3531 code for a protein of 1176 amino acids. Gene Ontology annotation, molecular function: phosphatidylinositol-4,5-bisphosphate phospholipase C activity. The record is from RefSeq and is a predicted model, not a curated record. Lineage: Eukaryota; Fungi; Ascomycota; Dothideomycetes; Mycosphaerellales; Mycosphaerellaceae. Gene Ontology annotation, biological process: lipid metabolic process; phosphatidylinositol-mediated signaling.
AUGAACCUCGCCUCCGACACGUACGACCAAGAUGCCUUCUCGGCAUCCUCUGCUCCUGCUGCGGGACCCACACAGCGCGCGCCAGCCGCCUCAGCACGGCCGUCGCGUGCGCUGCAUACCAACAUUGCUAUGAGCGCGACACCCGCUAUGGGCGUGAGCGCAUCGUUUUCAAGUCGAUACUCGAGCCGGAGCAGUUCCUUCACCCAUCAGCUACCCGGGAUAAAGUCCAACCCGUCCGCCUCCCAGGACUCCCUCCCAGACAGCAUGUUCUCUCCCCAUGUAUUCUCCGCGCCAUGCCCGAUCCCCCAGCAAUCAAACAAGCAUGAACGAUCGUUCCCGGAGCGCUCGCCUUCACCGCACACCCGGACAGCACCGCCGAGCACCGUCCCGGAGGCCAUGUCCGUUGGUAAAAGCCCAGGUUUGAUGCGAAGACUGUCGCGGGGUGCUUCCAACAGGUUGCGGCGCAGAGCAUCAACCACCCACUCUUUGCGAAUGCGUGACCAGAGCGCAGGUCCCGUUCUCGUUCGCCGUCGUAGCGACAGCAAUGGAGCCUCGGACUACGGCCAAGACGUCUCGGAUCUGGAUCUAGACAGCACCGCGGAGGACGUCGAAGAAGAUUCCAACUACACGUCUUCAAUCAGGACUUCAAUCCGGGAACGUCAGAAUGGUCUAGGCAUCAGUGUUGGCAGGCCCAACAUUCCAUUCAACACUUCUGGCAUUUUUGAGGGUGGUAUUGCGCCUACUACCUCAACUGUUCUGGAAAACGGUACCUGGCUCACCAAGGCAACCAAGGGUCACACCAAACGUAUCAAAUUGUGGUUGGACACUAAUACCGCAAGAGUGUGUUGGCACUCCUCAAAUCCGAGCAAAUCCUUUUUUGUAGACGAUGUCCGGGACGUUCGCGUUGGAGCGCAAUCCCGGAACACUCGCGACGAUGUGCAGAUCCCCGAGGAGCAAGAAGCGCGUUGGGUGACCAUUGUCUAUGAUGAGCCGGAGCGGUCGAAAGGGCGAACGAUCAAGACGAUGCAUGUCAUUAUGCCCGACGACUACAUUCUUAAGCUCUGGACAGACGCAUUGAGCAUUGUCAGCAAGGAUCGRUCGGAAAUCAUGAAUGCUCUUCAUCCGUCGCCUGAGAAAAGCGAGAAAAGCAUGACAAUGGCCUGGAGACGAGUCAUGGCACGAAAGCAACCAAACAGCGAACAACGCGUUCUGCUCGAUGAUGCUCGUUGGCUCUGCCGAAAUCUUGAGAUCAACUGUACAGACUCCGCAGUGAAGACCCAUUACAAGGCCGUCGCGAGCGAUGAAGCCGCAGGACUGGACCAUGAAGAAUACCGGAAUUUUGUGCGCUCAUUCCGAGACCGGAAAGAUCUUCAGAACAUUUAUAGAAACAUCAAGUUCGGCACAGAUCUUGACAUGGACCUGGCAACCUUCCUGGAGUUUUUGAGAGUUGAGCAAGCCAUCGAUGUCGUCAAAGAGCGCAGUUACUGGGAAAACGUAUUCGAAAGGUACUCGCGACCAACUAGCAAUCGGCCGGUCCUACCUGAUGCACCAGUCGUUCCUGGGCAGCGAUUCCUCAGCAUGCAGGGCUUCCAGAACUUCAUCUCUUCGUCACACAGUGCACCUGUGUCUGCUUCGAAGGGCGACCCCACCUUGGAUCGACCUCUCAAUGAGUACUUCAUUUCAAGCUCUCACAACACAUAUCUGUUGGGACGACAGGUGGCAGGCGUUUCCAGCGUGGAGGGCUACAUCGCUGCGCUUAUCAAAGGGUGUCGCUGCAUUGAGAUUGAUUGCUGGGACGGUGACAACGGCCGACCAAUGGUCACACACGGAAGGACCAUGACGACCAAGAUUCCAUUUGAGGAUUGCGUUUCUGUGAUCGCCAAGUUUGCGUUCAACAGCUCGCCGUACCCUCUUAUCGUCUCAUUGGAGGUGCACUGCUGCCCCGAACAACAGCUGGCCAUGGUUGAACUUAUGAAGACGUAUUUCAACACAAUGAUGGUCACCGAGCCGAUUGUCCCGAACUCCACCAGCUUGCCGUCUCCCGAUGAGCUCAAGAAUAGGAUUUUGGUCAAGGUCAAGGCCGCCGAGAAUCUCGAGCAGCCCAUGUUCGAUUCUGGCAAUGGCCGCAGCCGAGCGCGURGCCUGACUUCCACUUUCGUCCGCACCCCGUCUGGAGAUAAUCAGAGUACACUGUCCUCACCGAUGGUACCCAGCUCUGUCGCAACAAGUCCGUCAGAGUACAACGCUGCUUCCACGCCCCGGGGCUCUACCAUGACAACACCGAGCAGCUCUGCAGAUGACAGCGACGAGAUAGCUGCUUCGAUUGAAAGAAUGAAGAAGAACAACAAGACCAGCAGAAUCACUCCCGAGCUCGGAAAGCUCGGUGUCUAUUCUCAAGGCAUCAAGUUCGAUGGCUUCGGGGCGCCAGAUGCGCGCUCGUUCAACCAUGUUUACUCGUUCAAUGAGAACACAUUUGAGAAGCUUUGCAACAAGGAACCAGAGAACAACAAGCUGCUAUUGGAGAAGCACAACAUGCGAUACUUGAUGCGCGUCUAUCCUGGCGCGCGGAGAAUAGACUCGUCCAACUUCAACCCAUUGCAAUCGUGGCGUCGCGGAGUCCAAAUGGCGGCGCUAAAUUGGCAAACCUACGAUGUGCACCAGCAAGUCAAUGAAGCGAUGUUUGCUGGUCCAGACCGCAUAGGAUAUGUGCUCAAGCCUGAUGAGCUUCGGCAUGCCAAACACGUUCCGAUCGCCGAUACCAUCGCUGAGGCGCCGGAAACGAAGGAGAAGAAAGGCAAGAAGCUCGUAAAGUUCAGCGUUGAAAUCAUUUCAGCGCAGCGGUUGCCAAGGCCGCGGAGCCAGAGCACCGCCAGCGGGAUGAACACCUACAUUGAGUUUGAGAUGUUCACCGCGGACGACAAGGCGCGCGGCAUCGCAACUGGCGAGGGUGGCACUGAUGCGUCGGCACGUGACGGCAGUUCCGGCAUUGGCUCUCCGCUGAGAAAGCGAACGCGGAUCGUUGAGGGCAAUGGCUUUGACCCACAGUUCUAUCAGACGAUCAAUUUGACCGCCGAAACGAAGUUUCCCAGUCUGAUAUUCGUUCGGUGGACCGUGUGGCAUGCACCAGAAGCACGCCGGUCUACAUCGAACAACAGCAUCCUUCUCGCAUGCUUCACAGCCAAACUCAGCAGCCUACAACAAGGAUUCCGUCACCUCCCGCUAUUCAAUCCCCAAGGCGAACAAUAUCGCGACGCGAAACUGUUUGUCAAGAUCAAGAAGGAGGCACCACAACCGAUAGUUGUGGCGGACAACGCAUAUGGUAUCAUGGAUCAGUCCGCUCCAUCACCAAGAAUAGAAGGUCGCAGCAUGUGGCCCCGACGUAUGUUCAGUCGAAGCGGCAGUUUACAACGACGAAGAGACGGCAGUGAGGCUCCUGGAUUGAGUCGAACUUCGAGCACGCAACGACACAGAGAGGGCGACAUUCCCACGCCGGGCCAACUGAGUCGAACAUCGAGCAUGUCCAGCCGCUGA